UAGCCCCACCAGCGCACGUCUUAAGGAGGAGAGCAGGCCUGGAUUUCAGACCCCACUCAGCCUCUUAGACAGACCCCCUUGUGCAGCAUACAACCUCCCCAACCAUACAUGACAGCCCUCAGUGAAUGAAGAAAUUGCAUUCCCACUGACAUGUGUCACUCUGGCUUCAUCUAUGUGUGUGUUGACCCACAUUUCUCAAGGUGGGAUAAAGGCAGCCAUGUUCUACAGGUGGUGGUACCCACCAGGAGCCUGAGUUCAAAGCCCAGACCCACAGCUGGGAGGUAGGCAUUGUGAAGCUUGGAUACAUGAUUGGACCUCUUGGGACCUCUGCGUCUUCAUCUGAAAUGUGUGUGUGUGAGAGAGAGAGAGAGAGAGGAAGACCUGCCUUUCCCACUUUGUUCAGCAUUCAUCCAUGCAAUGAAUUUAUUGACUGAGCACCUACUGUGUACCAAGUACUUAUGUUGGGUGAUGUGGAUAUAAUGGUGAACAAGACAGACAAACCCAUCCUGCCUUUGUGGAGUUUAUAGUCUAGUGGGGGAAAACAGACAAUAAACUAACAGACAUAUAAUGUGUAAGGUAGAGACUGUUGUUGGCUACCAUCGAGUCAGCCCUCUACUCAAGGCAACCGCAUGCACAGAAGAAGGAAAUGUCCCAGUCCUGUGCCAACCCUAUGAUUGGUUGCAGAUGGAUCUGUUGUGAUCCAUAGGGUUUUCAUUGGCUAAUUUUCAGAAGUAGAUCCCUAGGCCUUUCUUCCUAGUUUGUCUUAGUCUGGAAGCACCACUGAAACCUGUCCAGUAUAGACACUUGGCACGUGGCAAUAAACACUUAUGGAGGGAGUAUUUGCUGAGCGAACACAUCCCGCACGCUGUGCUGUCCCCUGGGCUCUCUUGGAGUUGGGAUUUUUAAGAAUUCUUGUUUCCAAUCCGGAGGUGGUAAGUGAGGUUUACAGAGAGGCAAGAGCUUACCUGAGCUACACCAGUCCUGAGUCUCAGCCCACUUGAUUGUUGUGCCUGGAGUGGAGCUGAGACUUACCCCUUCCUUGAACCCUAGGUCAGACAACCUCCUCACUGCACCCCCAUCAUUGCUUUGUGUCCUGUCGGGGUGGGUGCGUCUGAGACCAGGCCUGACUGUUACCAUAAAAACAGCUGCGAUGAAACACCUCAUCCAGCCCUUGCCUCAUUUUCUCUUCUCCAUUGCCCCUUCUUAUCCCAUCUCCCUUUCCAAAAAGAAUAACAGCAGCAAACAUUGUCAUAUGUAGUACCUGCAAUAUGCCGGCAUUAUUCUAAGCUCUUUAAACAUAUUAACUCGUUUCAUCUUCUCAACCACACAGUGGUAACAAUAAUUAUGCCCAUUUUACAGAUGGGAAAGCUGAAGCACGGAGGGCCUAUCUGGUAAGAGCUGGUCCAGUGUGAGGCAGCUGGCACACGGUGGAGAUCGAAGAUGAACCACCGUGCUGUUCUGCCUCUUUAGCUGUGGCUGGAGGUUCUCACCUGACCAGGUAUGGUCAGGUUUAGACCUGACAAUUGUGGGGAGUGGUAUGGAUGUGUGUAUAGGACAGGGAGAUAAACAGAAAGACAGACAGACUUGAGAUCCCUAAGUAUCGGACCUGCAUAGAGAGAAACCAGUAUUUGGGGGACCAAGGACCACGUGGGUCUAAGCCAGUGUUUCUCACCUGCAGUCAGUUCUGCCUCCCAGGGGACUUUGGAGACAUUUUUAGUUGUCGCAUGGGGUGGUGCUGCUGACAUCCAGUAAGUAGAGCCUAGGGGUACUCCUCAACACCCUUCAAUGCACAGGACAGCCCCCACCACAGAGAAUGAUCCAGCCCCAAAUGUCAACCGUGUCUGGGUCUAUAAACUCAAAUUCCAUCUUUCUCUCUCCUCCCCUUCUCUGCCCCCUUCUCUUUAUUUCUCCUUCCUCAUCUCCUCGAUUCCUUUGGUCUCAUCCAUCCCACCUCUGUCUCCCCUCAUUUCCUGGUCUCCAUCAUCUCUUUCCAACCUCCUCUGCGGGAGCCGGCCCUCCCUGCCAUCUGCGGCCUCUCCCACCAAUCUACCCCCCCCAACAUCUGUUACCCGGACAUCUCCCCCACCUUCUCCUCUGCCUCCUUUCCUUCACCCUCCUCAUUUCCUUUCCCUCCAUCACUUCUUCUUCUCUGUCCAUCUCUCUCUUUCUCUUAUUUCUGCUCAUCCCCCUGAUGGCUCAUCCACCCGCCCAAACCGUAUUCCUCGUUCAUCGCUCGUUUGGGUCCUUUUCCCCUCUGCACACUAUAAUCGCUUCUGGGCAUCUUUCCGUGUCUCGCUCAUCAGGACUGUCAAGUUUGGGCCCCCCUGAACCCACCUCUCCUGUCUCCUCCGCGUUUCACUCCAUCGCUCCACCUGUCUACCCUUCCGUCUCUGGUCCUCUCCCCCGCCCCCUCUUCAGCCUCUUCCCUUGGUCCUCCUCGCAGCCUGGCGGCCCCGGCCAAGCCCCCGCCGAGCCCAUGCCGGCCCUCCUGCUGCUCGGGACCCUGCUGCUCCUGGCCUCGGCAGCCGGCCCGGCCGGAGCGCGCCCGUCCAACACGUCCAGCGCGGAGCCGGCGGGUCCACUACCCGCCUUGCUGGCGCACCUGCGGCGCCUGACUGGGGCGCUUACGGGCGGCGGGGGCGCAGCGGGUUCGGGGCCCAACAGCACCAGGAGCAGCCCCGCGGGCAGCGCGGGCGCUGCGGCGCGAGCGCCCCCUCCCGCCGAGCUCUGCCACGGCUACUACGAUGUCAUGGGCCAGUACGACGCCACCUUCAACUGCAGCACUGGCUCCUAUCGCUUCUGCUGCGGCACCUGCCACUACCGCUUCUGCUGCGAGCACCGCCACAUGCGCCUGGCGCAGGCCUCCUGUUCCAACUACGACACGCCGCGCUGGGCCACCACGCCACCGCCGCUAGCCGGAGGCGCCGGGGGCGCGGGGGGCGCGGGCGGGGGCCUCGGGCCUGGCCAGGCCGGGUGGCUGGAAGGAGGACGGGCGGGGGGCGCCGGGGGGCGGGGGGGCGAGGGCCCCGGGGGCAGCACGGCUUAUGUGGUGUGCGGGGUCAUCAGCUUCGCCCUGGCCGUGGGUGUCGGCGCCAAAGUGGCCUUCAGCAAGGCGUCGGGUGCGCCUAGGGCGCACCGCGAGAUCAACGUGCCCAGGGCUCUGGUGGACAUCCUGAGGCACCAGGCAGGGCCUGGGACUCGCCCGGACCGGGCCAGAAGCAGCUCCCUGACCCCGGGGGUCGGGGUUCCGGACAGCAUGGCGCCAAGGACGCCCAAGAACCUCUACAACACUGUAAAGCCCUCCAAUCUCGAUAACCUGCACCACAACUACCUGCACCUCAACGUCAACAGCCCCAAGCACCAUGCCGCCACACUGGACUGGCGAGCCGUGCCCCCGCCCAGCCCCUCCCUGCACUACUCCACGCUCUCUUGCUCCCGGUCCUUCCACAACCUCUCGCAUCUGCCCCCGUCCUACGAGGCCGCGGUGAAGUCAGAACUCAACCGCUACUCAUCCCUCAAGAGGCUGGCGGAGAAGGACCUGGACGAGGCUUACCUGAAGCGCCAACACCUGGCGGAGGUACCCCGAGGGACAUUGCCCCUGCACGCACUGCGGCGGCCCGGUACCGGGGGUGGCUACCGCAUGGACGGCUGGGGCGGCCCGGACGAGCUGAGCCUGGCGCCGGCGCCCAACCCACGGAGGGUCAUGUCCCAGGAACACCUGCUGGGCGACGGCGGCCGCGCCUCGCGCUACGAGUUCACGCUGCCGCGCGCGCGCCUAGUGUCACCGGAGCACCUGCUUCUGUCCUCGCCCGAAGCCCUGCGCCAGAGCCGCGAGCACCUGCUGUCACCGCCACGCAGCCCCGCUCUGCCCCCGGAGCCCACCGCCCGGGCCAGCCUGGCCGCCUCGCACUCCAAUCUGCUGCUGGGCCCAGGGGGGCCCCCUACGCCUCUGCACGGGCUGCCGCCUCCGGCGGGCCUGCACGCCCACCACCACCACGGCCUGCACGGCUCCCCACAGCCAGCCUGGAUGGCGGAUGCGGGCGGCGGCGGCGGCACACUGGCCCGCAGGCCGCCCUUCCAGCGCCAGGGCACCCUGGAGCAGUUGCAGUUCAUUCCCGGGCACCACCUGCCCCAACACCUGCGCACUGCCAGCAAGAACGAGGUGACUGUCUGAGGCGGAGGCCGGGGGCUCUGGGGGGUGUGGCCUCCCAGGCCCCCAGCCCGGCCAGGGCCCUCCAACACAGGCUCACACAUUCAGGAGCCUGGGACCCUCCCUCAUCAGCCACUGACCGAGGAGCUGCCUCUGAGGACAUUGCUUUGAUGGAAUUGUCACUGGAGAAGCUCCUGCAGAGAUGUCACUGCAGAGGAGAUCCCGUCUCCUAUUACAUAAUUUUUGAGGUUGGGCCUCCUUCCCAUGACAUCACAGAGAAAGCUGCCUGUCUUGAGGUCAUCACUAGAAAAAAUGUCUGCAUUCCAUGACGUCAUCACAAAGCCUUCCUUCCUGUGAUGUCAUGGCAGAGGCAAUGCCUUCCUCUGUGACAUCAUCACUAGAGACACAGAUUCCUUCCUGUGAUGUCGCUGCAGAGAGGAGCCUCACCCUAUGACAUCAUCUCUAGCCACAAGGCUUCUUUUCUGCAUCGUCAAUAUCACAGGGGAAAUAUUUUCUUCCUGUGUCUUCACGACAUAGAAGAUGCCUUUAUUCUAUGAUGUUAUCACUACAGACAAAGCCAUCUUCCGGUGACACAUCAGAAGGGAAAUGCUUUGCCUACUGUAUCUUCACUGGAGGUGAUGCCUCCUUUCCAUGACAUCGUCACAGGGACUCUGCCUUCUUCCUGUGAUGCCAUCAUCAGAGAAGGUGCCUUGUCCUAUGAUGUCAUCAAGGGACUGUGAUGUUAUCACCAGAGAUGGCAACCUGCUUAGGGGACAUCUCCAGGAUGAGGCCCCUUCUGCAAUGUCACCACCCGAUUCUACCCAUUCUGUGAUGACACCAUUAGACACUGAUCUCAUUGCUGUGAUGUCAUGAGGAGCCUGAGCAUGCCCAGAGUCUGUGAUUACCCUGGAAUGUCACUGGAGGCAAUGCCCUGCUCUGAGAUGUCAUCUGAGGGAUGUCAUCACAGAGGAGGCUGCCCCAUUCAGAGGGUCCUCUGCUAGACAUGAUGGUCUGUCUGUAGGUUGUUGGUAGUGGUGCCCCUCCCCCCAGGCUCUGCCUCAGUGUCAUCCUCAGAGCUUCCUCCCCAGAGACAAUGCCCAUUCUGGAAGGUCAUCCCUAGUGAUGGUAUCACCAGAGUUCCUGCCUUGUUCCACCAAGACUUAACUUGGUCUCUCCUUCCUCUGACCCCAGGAAUAUGCCCUACAGGAUCUCCUCAAGACACUGUGGAGGCAAUUUCUCCCUCUAAAGGGAGGUUGGGCCUUGGGUCCCACUCCUGUGCAGUAAUGCCAUUUCCUGCUGUGACUCCCAGAGGCCAGCAUUCCCAGACUGUCUGUUGCUUCCAAGGAGAUCACUCUGACCCACUAGCCUCCUUGAGUCCUAGCACUAGGAUUUGUGGGUGGACCAAAGGCUGGCAUCAUUUCUUUCUGCCAUAUCUAGAGACAUCAUCACCUCUAUCAACAAAGCCCUGGCCACCUGUUGGGGGCAUUUAGGAGGUAUCUCCUAUUGAUCUUGCUGAUGGCAUCAUGAGCACCACAAGACUACUAUUCAUGAUGAUAUUGCACCUGGGGUCAAAUACUAACCAUGGCUGAUAAUGACAUCAUUUUCCCAGGUUUCCCUAUGACCAAUGGUAUAUCUCCCAGGAUCCACCACAACUAUGGUAUCUUCCUCUUGCAGGAUUUAUCAUGACUAAUAUUGUCGUCAUCUCCCAAAGUUUCCCACAGCCAACAGUGUCACCAUCUUCCAUGAUGCCCCCAACCAUGGUAUUAUCUCCCAGGAACCUCUAUGAUUAAUGGUGUCAUAAUCUCCCAGGAUUCACCACAACCACUGUAUCAUCAUCUCCCAUGUUCCACCAUUACCUAUAGUGUCAUUGUGAUGUCAUUAACUUCCAGAAUUCAUUAUGGCAAAUGAUGACAUCUUCUACCAAGAUAUGCUAGGACCAUGAUGCCACCAUUUCCCAUAAUCCACAUAAUUGUGGUGUCAUCAUCUUGCAGGAUCCAUAUAACCAUGGUGUCAUCAUCUCCAGGAUCCACUUCAACUAUGGUGCCAUCAUCUCCAGGAUCCAUGAGAGUCAAUUGUGUCGUCAUUUCCCAGGAUCUACUUCAGCCAUGGUGUCAUUGUAUCACAAGAUCCAUGAGAACCAAUAGUGUCAACUCCUAGGAUCCAUGACAGCCAGUAAUGUCAUCAUCUUCCAGGAUCACUUCAAUCAUGAUAUCAUCACAUCCCAGGAUCCACUUCAAUUGUUAUGUCAUCAUUCCUCAGGAUUCAUGAGAGUCAAUGGGUCAUUAUCUCACAGGAUCCACUUCAGCCAUGGUGUCAUCGUCUCUAAGCUUCUAUGAGAGUUAAUGGUUUCAAUACCUCCCAGGAUCCAUUUCAACCGUGGUGUCAUCAUCUGCAAGAAUCCAUGAGAGCCAAUGGUGUCAUCAUCUCCCAGGAUCCACUUCAACCAUGGUAUCAUCACAUCCCAGGAUUCAUGAGAGCCAGUGGUGUCAUCAUCUCCCAGGAUCUACUUCAGUCAUGGUGUCAUCAUCUCCCAGCAUCCAUGAGAGUCAGUGAUGUCAUCAUCUCCCAGGAUCCACUUCAACCGUAGUCUCAUCAUCUCCCAAGAUCCAUGAGAGUCAAUGGUAUCCUCAUCUCCCGGAUCCACUUCAAUCAUGGUGUCAUUAUUUCUAAGGAUCCGUGAGAGCUAAUGGUGUCAUUGCCUCUCAGAAUCCUUUUCAACCAUAGUGUCAUUAUUUCUAAAGUUCCAUAAGAGUCAAUUGAUCAUCAUCUCCCAGGAUCCACUUCAACCAUGGUGUCAUCAUAUCUCAGGAUCCAUGGGAGUCCAUCGUGUAAUCAGUUCCCAGGAUCCACUUCAGCCAUAGUGUCAUUAUCUCCAGGGAUCCAGGAGACUCAAUGGCAUCAUUUCCCAGGAUCCACCACAACCAUGUGUCAUCAUCCUCCAGGAUCCAUCAACUUUAGUGGUCAGCCACUACUACAGCUGUGUUUCAAUUGUCUUCUGGAGUCACAUGGUACAAACAGUUGUUCCCUUAAGGGGAACCAGCACAGCACACCAUUUUUCCCAGCUCCCCAAAGUGGAGUAGGGUAGAACAGCUAGCUCCUUCUCUGAUGACACCAUCCCUACUCUGGCCCUUCUUGACGGUAUCGCCACCUCACACCUGACUUAGAUUGAUGCCUGGAUCAACCCCACCACAGACUUGGCCUUGGCCAACCUCCCAUCACCCCCUUUGUGGGAGGCAUCCAAGCCCCACCCAAUAACAUUACUGCCCCUCACCCAACCAUCUGAAAGGCGACAGGGUCAACACAGUGACCUCUUAUCACCACCAGAGUUGGGGCUAUCCAUCCCUCUGAUGGUGUCACUGCCCCUUGUCCAGUUCCUGCCAUCUGGACCCACUGGUUGGGGCCAAACUCUCUCCUCAGAGAUUCCUGACCCAUGUGGGAUGAGCUAUCAACUGAUGACCUCCUUGGGGCCUUCGCUGAUGUCUGCUGGCCUGGAUCUGAGGCAAGCACACCCUGAGAGUAACAGUCACUGCCAGAGCCAUUUACACGGGGUAUCUGCACUAAUCCAGAGAUGGUAGAAAAGUGUUCCCUUCAUCUCUCUCCCUAACACACUGGGGAGCCUCCAGGGGCUUGGGGGAUUCCCCAACUCCCAAUGCACAAUCGGCCCCCAACCUCUCUGUAUAUAGCCAUGUUGUGGGGGCGGCCAUUCCCCCACUCUUAAAGGGCUACAUGCUCCCCUCCCCCAGCCCCCAGGGCGAGGUGGGGGGGGCCUCUUCUUCCUCCCCUGGGCCGUCCUCUUCCCUCUUACACCUCCCCCCAAAUACUGGCACCUCAGCUCAUCCCCUCUUGCCAGGAGCCUGGAGCAGAUAACUGGCCUUUGGUUCCCACUACACUGAGUGAACUGGGGGAUUAUCCCGCAAUCUACCUGGGCUCUGAUGUCGGUUUUUCAACCCCGUGCUUAUAGCUGCUCUGAUGGGGUCCCCCAAUCCCUUCUAGGGCCUCCAGGCCCAGCGCCACUCAGGUGGACUGUGACUUCCCCAGAAAGGAGCUGACUUGAGCACCUGUGCACCCCCAGCCCUCCUCCCCUCUGCUCACCACCUCCACAAAAACUCAGCUUUCUCUAACCCCUCAGAAUUUGGGGGCACUGGGCCUUUCACCUUUUGUAUGCUCCCCUCAAAUUGCUCUCUCCAGGCCUGGAUUCCAGGUAUCUCACCCCCAUUCACUCUGCCACAGGCUGCCUGACCCUGGGGCCUUGCCCUCUUGUCUCAUAUAAGCCAUAGUGGAGAGAGGUCUCCAGUGGGUGAGGAAGCAGGGCAUGUCCUGCUAGCUCUGCCUCCAUGCUUCCAGAGCUGGGACCUUGCUAUCUGAGUCUUCCCCUCUCCCCCACUUCCCAACAAACACACACAGACACAUAUGUGCACACAUGUGCACAUGUACACACACACGUGUAUGGCUCCUCUCGGCUGGUGAGGGGCGGUGGGGGGUCAUGCAGAGAGAAGGAGAUAAACAGGUUCUGGACCAGAAGGCCCUCCACAGCUUCUGCCUCCUUCCUUAUCCCUCCCCCUCCACAUUCCUCAAAACUGGACCCUUCCCCCAGAUCCCCGGUGAGGACAGCAGCAGGGAGGAGCUCUAACUUGGUAUUUUUUUUUUGAAUAAACAGAUGUUUUCCUGA
Loxodonta africana (African savanna elephant) is the source of this 8819-nucleotide messenger RNA. RefSeq names its product shisa family member 7 (gene SHISA7). The transcript has 5 exons. The record is from RefSeq and is a predicted model, not a curated record. Lineage: Eukaryota; Metazoa; Chordata; Mammalia; Proboscidea; Elephantidae. Gene Ontology annotation, biological process: regulation of AMPA receptor activity; regulation of short-term neuronal synaptic plasticity. Gene Ontology annotation, cellular component: dendritic spine membrane; AMPA glutamate receptor complex; postsynaptic membrane. Bases 1814 to 4174 code for a protein of 786 amino acids.